CCAGAUUUAUGCUAGCACGUGCGCUGUUGCGGAGCUCCCUCGGGGGGAUUCGGGCGCAGAAGCUCUCCGUGAGUCAGUGACCUCUUCCUUUCCUCGCCGGUGGAUCAAUUGACUACCUCCGGUGAGAUGGAAGCAGGAUAGAAGCCUCGAAAUCUCGCGGAGUCGUGAAGUUAUCGUCGUUGAAGUGGACAUUGAUGUACUCCGAUUCAUUCCACCGCCUUAACUUUGUUUCCAUGCGCCGAGGAGAUGAGGUCAUCAUGUGUUCAGAACCAGAGACUCACUGUCGUUUUGCUUUGUUAAUCCAUUCGGUCGUUGAACCUUAAACAACUACAUAAUAAGCUCCUCGAUCGAAAUGUCAGUCUGCAAUUCCACUUGGGAGGCUGGUUCUUAAAUCUGUAUACUGGAGAUGAGGUCGGUGUUUGUGAAUAGCCCCGUCCGUCUCGGACGGAUAUCACGGCCUUUGCUAUCAAGUACAUACCGAGUGAGUCACUCGAGCUUUUUACAGUGUACACGAUGCCUGGUCACGCAAGUUGAUCAUUCGGCCGCAAUUCCUGAAUCCGACAGUGGGAAGGAAAGAGUGGUCAUUCUUGGAUCCGGUUGGGGAGGGUAUACCCUCUCCCGAAAAUUGUCGCCAAAGUCGUUCGCGCCGGUCGUUAUCUCCCCUCGUUCAUACUUUGUCUUUACCCCUCUUCUGACUGACGCUGCUGGCGGGUCGCUGGAUUUCUCAAACAUCGUCGAGCCAGUUCGGGAUCCUCACGCUAAGGUCGAUUUCAUCCAGGCCGCUGCACGAGCUGUCAACCUGGAAAAGAAGACUGUUCUUUGUGAGUCAACCGUGGUCACGAGCGGCGUUACAGAGACACCGCGGACACACGAGCAUGAAAGGGAGUCUGAAGAAGGCCCGGAGACCACCUCAAUGAGACCCAUGCAAGAGGCACGCAGGUGGGAGAAGGGAGAUUUCUUCGAGGUUCCCUAUGACAAACUAGUCAUCUCCGUUGGUGCAGUCAGCAAAACUUUCAAUACCCCCGGAGUGAGACAUAAUGCUAUGUUCUUCAAGGAUAUUGGUGACGCGCGACGCGUGAGACGUCGGGUACGAGAAUGCUUCGAGCUGGCAGUGCUACCGACCACGACUCCAGAGAUGCGGAAAUGGCUGCUACAUUUCGCUAUUGUUGGUGCUGGACCGACAGGAACUGAGCUGGCGGCAUCCCUCCGUGACUUCAUUUACAAGGAUAUGACGAUACUAUAUCCUGCCCUGAAAGAUCUCCCCCGCAUCACCCUUUAUGAUGUUGCACCGAAGGUGCUAUCUAUGUUCGACGAAUCACUAUCAAAGUACGCCAUGGAAACCAUGAAGAAAGAAGGCAUCGACAUCAAGACCUCGCACCACGUAGAAGGACUUCGCUGGGGUGAGCCAGGAGCCGAGCCUCCGUACGAAAUGGACCCCAAACGCUGUCUCACAAUCACUACCAAAGAAGAAGGCGAGGUAGGCAUCGGAAUGUGCGUUUGGGUAACCGGAAACGCAAUGAACAAGUUCGUCAACAAAGCUCUCCAGGACGUGGAAACAUUCCCCACCGCAUCAGCCCUGUUGAAAGACGGCACUCAACCUCCCCCAGAUCUCAUAAAAGACACAUCAUGGCACAUCAAAAAGGCACCCAAAGUGGGUGCCCUCCUCGUCGACGGACAACUCCGCGUCCAACUAGAAAAUGCCGACGGAAAAACCGCCGUCCUCCAAGACGUCUUCGCUCUCGGUGAUAACGCUAUGCCGGAAACUGGUGCACCGCCCGCGACAGCGCAGGCGACGACCCAGGAAGCGAAGUGGCUCGCUACCAGACUGAACAACGGCGACCUCCAGAGAUCCCAACCGUUCUCUUUUCAUAAUAUGGGCACCCUGGCGUAUAUUGGAGAUGCCAAUGCGUUGAUGCAAUUUCCUACGGAGGAUGAUAAACCGCCUAAGUAUUUGACGGGACGGAUGGCAUGGUUUGUGUGGAAUUCGGCGUAUUUGACUAUGAGUAUGAGUUGGAGGAAUAAGUUGCGGAUUGCAUUUCGGUGGUUAUUGAACAAUAUCUUUGGGAGGGAUGUGUCAAGGUACUAACUAGCCUUGGAAGCCUUCGGUUAGAGAUUUGAAAGGGAUAGAUUCCUCUACUUUUUUUUCUACUUCUGAUUUGUUGGAAAUACACCCAUGGGUAUAUGAGAGGCUGAACCCUUGAAGCUUACAUACUACACUGCCGUGGCUUCGGAGUGUUACUUAUAUCUUGAUCACUGGGCUUACAGUUUGAAUAUCUAGACAAAGAAAAAGUAUCACAAUAAAGCAAAUAAUAUGUAUUAAGACGUACAU
Aspergillus pseudotamarii is the source of this 2329-nucleotide messenger RNA. RefSeq names its product putative pyridine nucleotide-disulfide oxidoreductase. Gene Ontology annotation, molecular function: NADH dehydrogenase activity. The transcript has a single exon. The record is from RefSeq and is a predicted model, not a curated record. The coding region runs from base 407 to 2086 and encodes 559 amino acids. NCBI's taxonomy places the organism in Eukaryota, Fungi, Ascomycota, Eurotiomycetes, Eurotiales, Aspergillaceae.